Molecule: messenger RNA, 1137 nt
Organism: Ceratosolen solmsi marchali
Lineage: Eukaryota; Metazoa; Arthropoda; Insecta; Hymenoptera; Agaonidae
Gene: Dak1
Product: cytidine/uridine monophosphate kinase Dak1
Exons: 3
Coding region: 367-1029 (220 amino acids)
Biological process (GO): pyrimidine nucleotide biosynthetic process; 'de novo' pyrimidine nucleobase biosynthetic process
Molecular function (GO): ATP binding
Source: RefSeq, a predicted model, not a curated record
GUCCCGUGACGUCAUCGGUGGUCGCGCUGCGCAAGCGAGUGCGCAUCUCUCGAUGUGGUCGCGGACGCGUGGUGCGAGCCUACGAUGGUACAUACGGCACUGGCCACGCAAGACUUCACGUCACUGUCACCGCACACUUAUCCCCGAUUAACAAUAUCAAUUACAAAUACGUAACAAAAAGAAAACAAGAGCACACAAACAAGAGGCGAAGAGAGAGAGAGCUGCUCCGAAAGGCGGUCAUGUUGUCAAGAGUUCGUUAUUGAUGAGUUUGGCUUCGGUGAAUAAUCGGAUAAUUAAGCUGCGAAAAGUCGGCUCGCUACUCUUCAACUCCACCUCGAAUGCUCGCAAUCGUCAGUACGGUUUUCCAUGCUGAGUAGUUUACGUGCGUUGGCAAUGUCAACGGUAGAUAAGCCCAAAGUCUUGUUCGUGUUAGGUGGUCCUGGAGCCGGCAAGGGCACCGUUUGCAAGAAUAUUAUUGAAAAACACGGCUACGUGCAUCUGUCGGCCGGGGAUCUGCUGCGAGAGGAACGUGCGGACCCUGGCUCACAGUAUGGAGAGCUCAUUGAGUCUCACAUCAGUAACGGGACGAUAGUACCCGUAGAGAUAACUUGCAGUUUGCUGGACCGAGCGAUGCAAACAUCAAAGUCUCCGAACAAUAAAUUUCUGAUCGAUGGAUUCCCUAGAAAUCAAGAUAAUCUUCAGGGCUGGAAUCAGCAAAUGUCUAAUAACGUGUAUGUAGAUGGAGUUCUGUUCAUUGAGUGCAGCGAAAAAACAUGUACAACACGAUGUUUGCACAGAGGAGCCAAAGGAAGUGGACGAAGCGACGAUAAUUUAGAAUCGUUAAAGAAGCGACAUCAAACUUAUGUUAAAGAUACAAUGCCUAUUAUCGAACAUUAUAGAAAAUUGGGGCUGGUCUAUACGUUUAAUGGCGAACAAAAUCCAAUAGCAGUAUUUGGAGACGUUGAAAAAACUUUACACCAAUUAGGAUGGAAGAAUUUUAUGCUGGAAAUUCGUCGAUAUAUCUCAUAGAUGAUUAGAAAGUUGAUUGUCACCUUAAUUAGAUAAAUUGCAAUAAAUAGAAAAUUCAGAUGCUGCCGAUUGAAAAAGUUCAUUGGUUUCAAUGAUUAGCCGGAAUAU